GACAGCUAGCUCUUCUGCCAACAAACCGAUAUCAACAGAGUCGCUAGAAAAUGCAGCUAAGAACAUUGACACUGCCCUUCAAUCAGAUCGUCUGUAUUCAGAACUUGAUGCGCUGCUAAGGAAUGCUCGACAUGCUGGUGGUACAUUGACUGGUAUGACAGAUGGAGACUACCCGUCUCUAAGUGCACAAGGGCUAGCAUCAGUUCCACUGAUAGGACCAGUAAGACAUGUCCCUUUACCGAUGGAGCUGUCUGAGCAGUUUGCUCAUGUCCAGUGCAACUGUUUCAUGGGCCUUCUUCCUACCAUUCAGAGAGGAUGGGUAACGAUCGACACAGAGAUUUAUUUCUGGAACUAUGAGACAGGUGGAGAUCUAGCGUACUACGAGGGGCUAGCAGAGGUAGUGCUGAGUGUAGGACUUGUCGUGCCCAAACCCGGUGUAUUCCAACCUCACAUAAAGUUUCUAUUGGUAGUGUGCACCGCCAGCGAGGUAGUGGUGCUGGGGGUAACGUUUGAGAGUGAGGGUGAUGAUCAGUAUGCCCUCAUGCACCUUCAGCCUAACCCUUUGUUUUCUCUUUCUUCUGAUGGAGUCAACAUGGUACAGGUGAAAGGAACACCUGAAGGCAGAAUCUUCCUAGCUGGGGCUAACGGGCAUCUCUACGAAUUGCAAUACCAGUCUUAUCUAUCCUGGUUUGGAAAGAGGUGCAAACUCGUAAACCAAAGCUCCUCUUACUUCUCAUUCCUAGUUCCAUCAGCCCUAAGGUUCGGUGAGAAUGACCCAAUAGUGCAGAUAGAAUACGACACCACACGUCAACUACUGUACACUAGAUCUGAUAACGGUUCUAUCUACGUCUACGACCUAGCUGAAGAUGGACAAGGUAUCGGUAGUGUUUGUAGCAUUUCACAAGACACCAUCCUGUCUGAAGCAAUACGAGCUGCUAACAACCCUCACGGUCUUGAUAGUUCCAACUUCAAACCUCUCGUCUCUAUUUGUCCUAUAAAGAAAUCAGAAUCUGCUUCACUUGCACUGCUAGGAGUGACAAGCUCAGGAGUACGUCUCUACUUCAGUAUAAACGCAGCAUCUCUGGGGGGACGGUACAGCUCCCUGUCCCUGGCUCACAUCAGAAUGCCACCUGGCUUCGCUCCUAAUGGCCCGCCCCAGCGACCACUCAAUGUUCAUCUUGCUAAUCUAGCUAGAGGGAAUGUGCAGAUGUGUAUGUCACAGAACGACAGUAUAGAUGUAGUAUGGAGCAUCUCCCCUGACACAUUUGGUAUUACCACCUCACUUCAAGAGACCACCAUCACAACUGCCAUCGAGGGGAGAGUCUGGGCUCUGGAAGAGGCUCCUGAACCUUGCUUAUUUGAGGCUAAAGUAGCAGGUACGCGAACACUUCCCCCAACUAUAGUGUGCCAGCACGUCAAACCUGUUCAGCGCACGAUCCUCCUUACCUCCCAGGGCACCUUCAUCCUAACCUCUCUCCGACCCGUAGACCAGCUCCUUCACUUGCUGGAGAGUAGCAAUGGUAUGGACACAGAGGCUAUCGCUAACUUUUACAAGCUGCACUCAGAGAAAGAAGGAUGUGCUACAGCACUGAUCCUGACGUGCAAUCCUGUGGGGACAGAUCACCUGAUCGCGUCCAGCGCUGCACGGUCCUUCUUCAAGUUUGGAGGCGAGCCAACACUGCGCAGUGGCACUUUCAGCAGCACAACUGUGGGCCAAACCAGCAACUACUCUCUACUGGGCCCUAACAAUAAUACCAUGCUCAACACUAGUCACAAUAGAGAUCCGACACAGUCACUGGGUGGGGCUAUAAUGCCUAACGAAGUGGUGUACAGUGGUAAGCACGCCGGUAUUUGUCUUUACUUUGCGAGACUACUGGCUCCCCUUUGGGACGGCAAACUGGUGGAAGAGAACCAGUCUCCUGAUAAACUCCUUGUUAGCAGGUUCACAUGUGAUGAUUUAGCGUGGUUCACAGAGCAACUGUCCGGCCUCAAGACAUUCCUUGACGAGUAUGCUCCGCUAUCCCUCUCCGAACUACCCACUGACUCACCUCAUCGCGCCGGGCCCAACGGUGGCAGAGUACAGGCUGAAGCACUGGAACGAAACUCAGUGUUGCAACUGAGACUACUGGUUCAGUACAGUGUCGAAGCGUUAGAGUUGUGGAGAGAACUUUGCGAAUACCAGUUUCAUCUUGUUGCGGAAAGACUUCCAAUGAAUAUCAAAGAAGACCUCUGCAGAACGACGUUCAGAGAUUUAGUUGUAAGUGGUAAGCAGAUAACAGUAGCUCUUAUCAACGCUCUUAUGGAGAGAUAUUUCGGAGACUCCAACUUGACAGAUGCCCUCAGUGCCAGAGUAAGAGCCAAGUUUUCCAACAUGGAUGUUACUGGUUUCCCUUAUCAGAAUCUCACAUAG
Bolinopsis microptera is the source of this 2410-nucleotide messenger RNA. RefSeq names its product nuclear pore complex protein Nup155-like. Gene Ontology annotation, cellular component: nuclear pore inner ring; nuclear pore. The transcript has 14 exons. Gene Ontology annotation, molecular function: structural constituent of nuclear pore; protein binding. Bases 155 to 2410 code for a protein of 751 amino acids. The record is from RefSeq and is a predicted model, not a curated record. NCBI's taxonomy places the organism in Eukaryota, Metazoa, Ctenophora, Tentaculata, Lobata, Bolinopsidae. Gene Ontology annotation, biological process: protein localization to nuclear inner membrane; transcription-dependent tethering of RNA polymerase II gene DNA at nuclear periphery; RNA export from nucleus.